UCAAUAUUUUUCUAUUUCUUUCCUCCUCUAUGUGUAUUUUUCUUCGUUCUGUUGUGUCAAUUGUGAAACAGAGAGAACGAAAAGCAAUCAUAGAGAGAGAGAUUGAGCGGGAGAGAGCUUGCGAGAGCAGAGACAGCGGAGAGAGAGCGUUCGCCGGCAGGGUUGUCUCCCUCCGGAAACGAAGGUGGUGGUCUCCGGUGGGGGUUGUCUUGCUCAGAAAACGCCGGCUAUUUGACUCCGGCUCCAACUCUCUCAACAGAUCCGGCGGUUGGGCUCCGACAACGGCGGUUUGGGUCCCGCCAGAUGAAUACUUCCGAGAUGACGACAGCAGUUUGCAGUACUUUCUGACUUUUACUACGCGUUUGCGGGAGGACAAGAGAUCAAAAAAAUCAAAGAAACGGUGUAGAGUUCCUUGA
Molecule: messenger RNA, 416 nt
Organism: Corylus avellana
Lineage: Eukaryota; Viridiplantae; Streptophyta; Magnoliopsida; Fagales; Betulaceae
Source: RefSeq, a predicted model, not a curated record